AGCACUACCAGCACCAAUUACAUUAUGUGGCAGUGCAUAGCAAGUGUUUGACAACACAAUGUUAAGUGAUAGUAUGCGCAUACUGGUAUUUGAGUAUAGUCGUUAAUGUUACAGACUUAUGUCCUCGAGUAUUUUACACAAAUCGAGUUUAGGGUGGCGACGAACAUUGGGUGCGGUUUGAACUUCAAGCGGUAUUUCCCCAUGUUCUAUCCUAUUCAUUAUACCAAUUUAUGAAUUAUGUCCUCAAAAACAUCAUACAUUUCGUAGUUGAUAGUGAAAUCAUUAAUAGUAAUUACUUGUACAAGACGCUAUAACGCCUAACACUUCAAACAGCGUCUGUAAGCACGCUGUUAUCUAGUCAUCAGCAGAAGACGCGAAUGCGCGCGCUUUUGUCUCGGGCCCUUUAAGACGCGGACUAGGGUGGUGCCAGCAGUAGCAAAGCAAAGUACAGCGAAGCUGUGUGCUCAGGAAGCGGAGAUUCCCAUACAUUUCCCAAAAAAUUGAAGGCGUGUUUACAUUGUUUUAAGGUUUUAAGUUUUAUUUAGCUGCAUUUAAUUCAAUAAUGCUGGAUGGUCGCACUGAUGAGAUUCACCAAGGACAUUUGCUGGCUGCUGGGGUUUGGAAACGAAUCCCCCGGGGAGUCACAGCGGCCGGAGGAGUCCCAAGAGAAGGAAGGCCCAAGCCCUGAGAAGAAUGAAGAGGUCACGCUGUCACAGGACGUGCUGAGUGGGGAGGAGGGUCUCAGUGAGGAGGAGAGAGCCAGGCGCAGAGCAGAGCGUCGCAGAGCCAGGAGAAAGCGUCAACGUGAACGAAAGAAACAAGAUAAAGAGAAGAAGAGUGAGAGAAGAGAGCAGGACAGGGAGGAUGUGGAGGAGGAAGAGGAGGGGGAGGAGGGGGAAGGAGCCGAGUCGGAGCUGGGGGACAGCGAGUCCGAGGAGGAAGAGGAGAACGGACCGGAGCGGGUGGAGGAAGAGCAGAGGACCCCCCGCACCAAGGACAGGCUCAUUCCCCCGCUGGCAUCUUCAGGAAACCGUGGCAACCGCCAGACCCCGCCUGUCUCCUGUGAGGAGGCUCCUGAGUGGGAUGUUAGCUGCGCUUUCGUCGCUAAAGCUGCCAGCCAUAUCAGACCAAAGAGCAGGACCAGGUCCGGCGGCCCCAGGUCUGGUCCCAGGUCCAAAGAGAACAAGGAGAACGAGAGCAGAACCAGAGGGGUUAACAGUACAGAAUCUGUUAGUAAAAGAAGCACCUCAUUAACAGAAAAAGGGAUCAAGCUGGUGCAGCAGGGAAAAUACUCCCAGGCCGCCAGCAUGUUCACUGAAGCCAUUAAAUACAACCCCACAGACUACAGGUUUUUCGGGAAUCGCUCCUACUGCUACGAGUGUCUGGAGCAGUACCCCUUGGCUCUCGCCGACGCAGAAAGGUCUAUCCAGCUCGCCCCGGAGUGGCCCAAGGGAUACUUCCGCAAGGGAAGUGCACUGAUAGGGAUGAAGAGGUACAGUGAAGCGGAGAAGGCCAUGGAGUUGGUGUUGCAGCUGGAUAAGGACUGUGAGGAGGCAGUGACUGAGGUCCUCAACUGCAGAGUCCUGCAGCUCAUGGAGCUGGGCUUUGAGGAGACUCAGAGUGUGCUGUUGCUGGAGAGGUACUCCACAGUGCAGGCUGUGCUGUCUUCCCCAGAGGCUGCUAAGGUGAUGAACCAAGACUCUAUUCAGGACCAGGCAGGCCCCCCGUGCUGCUCUCUGUGGGUGGGCAAUGUCACAGCUGAGCUGACUGAGAAGCAUCUGUGGGACCUUUUCAAAACUUUUGGGGAGAUCGACAGCAUUCGAGUUCUGCACGAGCGCUUCUGCGCCUUCGUUAACUUCAGGAACGCCAACAUGGCCGCCCGCGCUCUGGAGAAGCUGCACGGGGUGGAGCUUGUGAACACCAGGCUGGUGAUUCGUUACCCAGAACGUCGAACCCAGAGAGUUUCCGCCCCCUCAGCCCUUCCACAGGUCACCGCUGCUAGAGCUUGGCGCAGAGGACCGGUCCAAGGGGGCGAGUGCUACUUCUGGAGGACCACCGGCUGCCACUUCGGGGAGAAGUGCCGCUACAAGCACAUUCCGGAACAGCGCGGGCGGGACCGGCAACCCUGGCAACCCUGAGCCCCGCCCCCCCCAUGUACCUGAGAAGAAAGAGGGGCGGGGGUGACCUCUGAGGAACAAAGAGAGGGUGUGGCUACCUUCUGGAACUGCCCCUUGGUACAAUCUGACCACGCCCCUUCACCUAGUCCCACCCACUUCUACGCACCUUACCACAGCGCCAAACGCACUGCCUGGGAAAAUGAGCAGGGCCUCAUGGGAAUUGAAGUCUUUGCCCUCUCAAGCUUCGAGCGGCUUCUGUGGUUGGCGGUUUGGGGUCAGUUAGGGGUUCUGCCCAAAGGACUUGCACUGUUACGCCAUUAUGCCUGCCUCUCCCCUCCCUUUCUCUCUCCUCCACACCCUCAACAAUCCCUGGGGACUCGUUUAAGACAUUUUCCUUUUCAUGGGGGUUGUGGUGCACCAUUGCCAAGACUACACUUUCCAUCUCUGCCCUUGAAAAAAAUCCC
Messenger RNA from Anguilla anguilla (European eel), 2581 nucleotides. Its product is annotated as hsp70-Hsp90 organizing protein 1-like. Bases 570 to 2138 code for a protein of 522 amino acids. Gene Ontology annotation, molecular function: RNA binding; metal ion binding; protein binding. The record is from RefSeq and is a predicted model, not a curated record. The transcript is spliced from 16 exons. Lineage: Eukaryota; Metazoa; Chordata; Actinopteri; Anguilliformes; Anguillidae.